UGUCCAACCUCAGCGCUCCGUACGACAGAACCUACGAAAAUGGGAGAUCGCAGAGCGCGAACGGCGGAAGGCGGCUCGCGAAUCUACCGCCUCUGCGGGCAGGUCGUCCAUAGUCACCGACAUCACCCGCCGCGCGAGCCUACUGUGGCCCAACAGCCAAGCCAAGCAGGCCUCGCUGGGCGGGGUCGGUGCACACCGCAAGCUCCGCACGACGGACUCAGAUUCUGUCCCGUUGGAGGACAUGGACGCUAGUCCUGGCCCCUCACGGGUAGUAACCCCAGAGCCCAUAGACAAUCCCUUCUCCACCCCCGGCCAGUCCACCCUCUCCCUCGCCCUCGAUCCCCAGCAUUCCGCCAUUAUGUCAGCGUCAGACUCCCAUAAUCCGUUCGAAGACGGCGAGCAGUCGCCCACAACGCCCAAGGCUGCGAAGACCCCAGCUCUCCUCCCGUCCACUUCGCUCUUGAGUGCUGGUCCGCCACCUCCACAACCUCUCGAUUUGCCGAAACCGCGGACGCCUCCACCGCGAGCGGAGACACCGCAUGCGAGUCGCCCUCCAGAGCCCGUGGCCCCGCCUGUAGUUGCUCCCACGCAGCAGGCGGAGGAGCCCCAGGAAGUUCGAUGGUGGACGGAGUGGUUAUGCGGGUGUAGCGAAGGUCCAGAACGCGGAGGCGACCGUCAGGCAAGCUUUCUAUUUUCGUCCCCUCAAGCUCUCACUGACGAUGUGUAUCUGUAGGCGGGCGCACAAAUCCAUUUGAGUAGACAGCUGUUUCGCCACCGCUCAUUGAACGUUAAGAAUGCAGUACCCAUCCUUCAUUAACUCGGACUGGACUUGACUAGUGUAGCCUCCUGCUUUCACGGACACAUC
Fomitopsis serialis is the source of this 865-nucleotide messenger RNA. RefSeq lists its product as uncharacterized. The record is from RefSeq and is a predicted model, not a curated record. NCBI's taxonomy places the organism in Eukaryota, Fungi, Basidiomycota, Agaricomycetes, Polyporales, Fomitopsidaceae. The transcript has a single exon. Bases 242 to 733 code for a protein of 163 amino acids.